Molecule: messenger RNA, 1902 nt
Organism: Actinia tenebrosa (Australian red waratah sea anemone)
Lineage: Eukaryota; Metazoa; Cnidaria; Anthozoa; Actiniaria; Actiniidae
Product: STAM-binding protein-like
Biological process (GO): protein K63-linked deubiquitination
Cellular component (GO): membrane; endosome
Molecular function (GO): K63-linked deubiquitinase activity; metal-dependent deubiquitinase activity; protein binding
Source: RefSeq, a predicted model, not a curated record
AUGGCGGACAACGAAGAAUGUAAGACUCCAGCAGAAAGAAUUAGGCUAUUAUCGCACUACGCUAGUCUUAUAGAAGUAGAUAAUGAUAUUCCUCCAAAGAGGUACUUUAGAUCUGGCCUUGAGAUGGAAAGAAUGGCAAAUGUAUAUCUUGACGAAAGGAAUUAUGAAAGUGCAUUUGUUCUCUAUACUAAGUUUAUAACUUGGCAGAAGAGGAAGAGAGGCGAAAGAAAGAAGAGGAAAGAAGAGAGGAAGAAAGAAAACAAGCUGAACAACAAAUGGUACAAGAACUGGAAGACCGAGAGAAAAAGAAAAAAAAUGCAGUUCCCACUAAGCCUCCAGAUGUUGCCAAGAUUAUCACCCCUCCUCCCUUACAGUCAACACUCAUUGGAGAUUUCCCCAUACCACCCACACUAGGGCAGGUUGACGAGAGCAGUAUCAAGAAUGAGGGUAACGAGAGAGAACAUAUAACACCUAAUACUGAGGACAUACCAUUACGGAGGCCAGACACACCUAGUUUGUAUUCGGUGGAUACUAGACCACCAUCAGUAGACAGAUCAGCCAAGCCACUUGACUCUACCUGUAAGAGUGGUCUUAGGGCAGUAAGUGUACCAUCUGAUCUGGCCAGGUUGUUCUUAGAGAUAGCUUCUCCUAAUACAAGACAGAAUAAAGAAACCUGUGGAAUAUUGACUGGAAAACUGAAACAAAACAAGUUCUACAUAACGCAUCUUGUUAUCCCCAAACAAUCUGCCACUCCUGACUCCUGUACAACUCUUAAUGAAGAAGACUUAUUUGAGUUCCAAGACUCUCAUGAUCUUAUUACUCUUGGCUGGAUACAUACCCACCCAUCCCAGACGGCAUUCAUGUCUAGUGUUGACCUCCACACUCACUGUUCAUAUCAACUAAUGAUGCCAGAAGCUAUAGCAAUUGUCUGCUCUCCUAAAUUUAAUGAAACUGGUGUAUUUUCUCUUAUUCAAGGCUAUGGCCUCAAGUUUAUUUCUUCCUGCAAGAAGUCAGGCUUUCAUCCUCAUCCUAAAGAACCACCUCUCUACCAGGAAAGUGACCAUGUGAUAUGGGAGCAUGCCACAAAAGUAGAAGUGGUUGAUUUACGUAGGCGUUAAACUCUACUCAGCAAUACCCUUGAAUCAAAAACAGAUAUGCCAAGUAAGACCAUAAUCAGUUGUACCAGGAUUGGAAUUACCUAUAGGUGGGAAGGGGCCUGUGUACAUGUAUGUGUAUAUAUAGCACUUUUUAUACAGCUAUUUCAAAAAAGGUGGAAGGGGUGGAUGGUGAUAAGAAAUAAGCAGUAGGCAAUAAGUGAUAGGACAGAUAAGUUAUCCCUGUAUAAGUUAUAUAAAUAUAAGUUUAACCCGUGAAAUACAAAAUACUAGUCAAUGUGUAAUAGUCAAAUGGACACAAAAGAAGACAAUGGAAUUAGUAUCUACUAAUGUGUAUUAGUCUAACAUCUAUUUCACGGGUUUAAUGACUUCCCUCUAGCUGGAAUGAAUUGUAUCAUUAUUGUUGUCAAUAACACAGAUGUUGUUGUUGAGAUAUUUAGUGUUGUUUGUAGUCAACGAAACCAUUUAAAACUUCAAGUUUAAAAAAAGAAAUAGCUGUAUAAGAGUUUUUGGGGAAGUGAAGCCUAUCAUCAAUUAACCUCUAUUGGAAGAUGAGGAUACCAUGCCCAUUCACAUUAGACUUUAAAAUCCCAAAAUAGGAAAAUAGAAUAUAGCAGACAAAAAUAAACAAAACAGAAUAGAAUAUACUUAUCAAAGAUAUGAAUUAUUGUUUAUCACUUUAGGCAGGCUGAAUUUUAUAAUUCAUCACAAUUUGUAAAUAUUUAUUAUUUUUUUCAUACUAUUUGAUUUAAAAUCACAGAAAUAAAUUGUGAUCAUGUCAGUAGCA